Molecule: messenger RNA, 3085 nt
Organism: Actinia tenebrosa (Australian red waratah sea anemone)
Lineage: Eukaryota; Metazoa; Cnidaria; Anthozoa; Actiniaria; Actiniidae
Biological process (GO): smoothened signaling pathway
Cellular component (GO): plasma membrane protein complex; ciliary membrane
Source: RefSeq, a predicted model, not a curated record
UCAAACGUCGGUAUCGCUCGCUUUUUAGGCAACAGUUUCUGACAGUGGUUCUUUUCGUUCAUAGAAGAUUAAAGUAUGAGAGUUGGCUACAUCGAAAUAAGGGAUUAACUUAGUCUUUUUAAACUUUGGUAUAGAAUAUUGUGAAUUUUUAUUCCUGUAUUGUUUGUAACGCUUGGUGGAUCAAAAACAAGUGGCGAAAGUAAUGGCGGCCAAGGAGUGUUUGCAAGUGACAAUAAUCGACACGCUUAUCGAGGAAAAUACACUUGGUGGACUUGUUUUCCUUGCCUUCUUAUUAGCGCUAUUAAUUGGAUUUGUUUUUGGAAUGCUCAUAAUGAGAUAUGUCUUUCGGGAAAUUGAGGAUCACAAUGCAAGAAAGAAGAAAAAACUAUUUUCAAUGUCUGUAAUUGAAGAGGAUAAUAGAGGAAAUAAAAGGAGUCAGUCUUUCAUGAAGAAAAUUGGUAGUAACAGAAUAUUUCCAGUAGAUGACAGUGGUAGUGGAAGCAUUGCAAUAGAAAUGGGUCAUCCCGAGAGGAAAGAUAUUGCGUUGAGUGAAAGAAAUCUUAAUUCACCUGAUGAUGGUCAACUAGUUAGAGAUUGUUCAUUUGCUGAUGCUCUUAUCAAAGGAACAGGGGAAGAAAUGGAAGUUGAAUUGCAAAAUCAAGAUUUUGGCUUUGUCCAGAAAAUGGAACAAAGUAUGAAGGAUGAAAAAAGUGAGACUUUUCUGCGUCUUUUGAAGAUAAUUUUGACUUUCCUGUUAAGUAAGUCAAGAAUCGAUGAAACAUUUAAAAGAACAACACUAGCAAAGUAUGAGCAGAUCAUUGAAGACUUAAAAAGUACUUCCAGAAAGGAAAAUGAAGAAAAGGAGCUCAGGGAAACCUUGGCUGACUCUACCGAUCUGGACAACGCAUUAGAGCAACUACAUUCCAAGUACUCCAAGAAAAGGGAUCUACGGCUGAUUGAGUUGCAAGAGCAAUUUGGCAGAGAUCUGCAAGAUUCCUCAGGAUUGACAGAGGAAGAGGCAGAGCAGAUUUUGUCAAAAUUAAUGUCAAGUUUAGCUGCUGCUGAGAAAAGGCGUUCAGAGGAAAUUAAUCGCCAGACCAUGGUGUUGCGUGAGAGAUUAGCUAAAAGGCAGGUGAUGGCUCAACAAAGAGCUGCAGAUAAGAGAGAAGAAAUUGAAGAAUUCCAAGAAAGAGAAAAACAACCUUAUAAUAUUAUUGCUUUCCUCAAGAAAAGGGGAAAGCUAAUGGACCGUCAGUGCAGCAGGAUUUUGGAAGAAUAUCACGAAGACUUGAAAAACCUUGAAGAAAAGCAUCAACAAGCUGUUUUAAAACAUGAAGCUGAUCUUGCCGUUAGGCUAAGGAGAAAAAGAGACACAAAAAGAAGCAUGCUUUUAAAUGAAUUGGAAGGACAGAAAGAAGAGUUUGAAGCAAAAGCAUCUCACAUGAUCACUGAAGGCGACAUGACAGCUGAUGACUACCUUGAAGCAUUUCACCAACUCACGGUAAUGCAACAAGCAAAAAUAGAAGAGGAAGAAGAGAAUCAUGACAAGCUAGAAGCUGAAGAAUUUCAAGAUCUGGCUUGGCAACUUACCGACCGAUGGAAACGGUCAGUCAGCAAACUUGAAAAUGGGCUGUUUUCGGAAAUAAAACAGCAGGCCAAAUUGUCAUCCAAGGAGGCGGAAAGAAUGAUGAAAAAGCACGAAGAACAACUUGAAGAAUAUACAAACAACAGAACAAGGGAAAGGGAACGACACCAAGCCUUACUUCAAGAAAAGUUAAAUGAAAGAAGAAAAAGAUGGAAAAGAGAGGCUGAAGAAAGAGCACUUGAACAAAACCAAAUGGCAACUGAACAGGAAAAUACACUAAGACAAGUACUCAAUACACAGAUUGGACUGAACGAGCAAUUGAGAAAGCAAGUGCUGCUAGAGCACGAACAGAACAUGAUAGCCUUGAACAACCAUCUCCAGAUAAGCCGCAUAAGACAACAAAAGAAGGUAGAAUAUCGGUUGGCCCAACGUCGUGCUCGUCUGGAAGAGUUAAAGAAAAAAAUGAAUCAAGAAAUAUCGCACAGUAAAGACCAGGGUGACUCAGAGCAAAUGAAGGUCAUUGCCCGAUCACAGAACAUAGAGUAUCAAGCAGAACUGAAAAAAAUGGAAGAAGAGCACCAAGCUGCUCUCGAAGAUCUACGGCGUCGGCUUGCAUCUGAAACAGAAGAAGCUUUAAAAGACCAAGAUGAUCGACUUGGAAAGAUUCUGGGAAAACUGCAGCUUGAAGUUGCUCGCCGUGACGAAAUCAUCAAACACAGAGACGUUGCCAUACGCAACCUUGAGAAAAAAAUUGUAGACACUCUAACUAGAGAAGGUACAAUGGCAGAUGUGCAGACUGAUCGAAUCUUAAAGCAGCACCAAACCCAAGUAGAUCGUCUCAACCAAAACAUAGAAAUGGAAAAAGAGAAGCAGAUGAUGAAGAUUAGAGAAAAAAUUGAAAUGAAACAGCUCAAGAAAGAGAGAAUAAUUGAAGCCAAAAGAGCAAGAGAAAUGGAAGAGAUCAAAGCAAAGGGCGUCAAAACGGCCUCCAGUGCUCUGACUUUAAUUCUUAGAGACCAAGAACACAAAAAGGAUAUGGAGGAGCUGGAAAACGAAAUGCGUCUUGAGCUCAGACGACAAACAGAAUUACUUCACAAAGAAUUGCAGCAGCAGUUUGUAAAAGAUUUGCAGAAAGAGGAAGAGGUGUUUUUGGCAAGAGUUGCAGAAGUUAGCAGCAUCCCAGAGGACGAACUAAUGAUGACAAUCAAAUCAUCGGCAAGGGAAGCGGGAAUGGACUUCAAGUUAACCAAACAAAUCGCCAGGGAUGUACGAAAGCGUGUAAGAAGCACCAGAAAAGCUGAAGACUGACAAGGAAAUCGCUUUUCCUAGGCGGAACCGUCAUUUGUCCGUUUAUUAACCAGACUGCACCCACAGGGUGUCUUCUUAAUAAAACUGUGAGUCCAACGGGUUGGGUGGCUGGUUCGAGCCUUUUAGUCGUGCGGAAAGUACUGUUGUACUAUCAACGUUUGUAAAGUACAAAUAAAUGAAUGUGAUGAUAUA